Messenger RNA from Xenia sp. Carnegie-2017, 1317 nucleotides. Its product is annotated as rab9 effector protein with kelch motifs-like. The coding region runs from base 68 to 1141 and encodes 357 amino acids. NCBI's taxonomy places the organism in Eukaryota, Metazoa, Cnidaria, Anthozoa, Malacalcyonacea, Xeniidae. The transcript is spliced from 7 exons. The record is from RefSeq and is a predicted model, not a curated record. Gene Ontology annotation, molecular function: protein binding.
GUAAACAACUGCAAAGGUAUAAUAAAGUAAAGGUACAAUAAAGCUAUGGUUUUAGUUAUCAGUAAAAAUGCAAGUUAAUCCAGUCCUUGAAAAGCAUGGACUUGCAAAGCCAGGUAUUUGGUAUGUAGUUUCUCCCUGCAAUGAAAGACCUUGUGCUAGAGUUGGUCACACAUGUUGUGUGCUAAAAACUUCGUGUAAAAUUUCCCAUUGCGCUUCCAAUGGCGCUGUGGUCGACGACGAUGAACCUUCUGAAAAAUUACUGUUUAUUGGUGGAGCAAAUCCUGAUGGAGCAUUCAGCGAUGCUUACAUUCUAGAUUUUGGUGAAUACAAGUGGUUUGAAUGCAACUGGAAAGGUUUGACACCGAGGUACGAGCAUUCUACUUUUAUACCAAUUAAUGAAAACCAGGAUAUUGUAGUAUUUGGUGGAGCACAAAUGGAUAAAAACUUGAAUGAUGUGUGGGUCCUAGAAAAUGGAUUGUGGUGCUUGUCAGUACCAUCUGGUCGAAUUCCCACUCCAAGAACUUGUCAUUCAGCAGCUGCUUUGCAUAACAAACUGUAUAUAUUUGGAGGAGGUGAAUCUGGAACUGAACCAACACAAGAUAGAAAGCUCCAUGUCUAUGAUGCUAAAGAAAACUGUUGGUCUCAACCCUUAGUUCAAGGUGAGUCUCCCACAUCUCGACACGGACAUGUCAUGGUGACAAUUGGUAACAAUAUUUAUAUUCACGGUGGAAUGGCUGGUGCAGAGAUGUUUGCUGAUCUUUGGAAACUAACUAUAUCUGAUGAGGAUUUGGUUUGGUCUCAACCAAAGACAACUGGGGACAUACCAUGUAAGAUGGCAGCACAUGCCGGUUGUGCUGUUCACAGCAUGUUAUAUUUGUUUGGUGGCAUGAAUGAAAAUGGUGCUUCAAUGGAUGAUCUUUAUUCACUUAACACAGAUUUAAUGGUUUGGCGACGUAUUUAUUGUGAUGGUCCCCCACCACAUUGCCGUCUAGAUCAUACCAUGUGCUCUGUGACAGUUUCCAGAAGCAGUGAUGAUGAACGGCUUGGUAAAGUAUGGCAGACUUUCAUUGUUGUGUUUGGUGGUAUGGAUGCUGUUGGUCAAAUAUUUGACGAUUGUCUUGCCUUUUUGGUUAGUGAAUGAAGAUGAUGCUACAGGAAUGAUGCUACAGCUGUUUUAGUUGCAUCUACUGUUCGCUCAGCUGUCACGCAAACUAAACUCAUCAUGAUGCAAAUUCACGAGACAGUGGAACCUCUUUGGAUAUUCAGUACCACAUCACAGAAUUAUGACCACAUAUUACAUUGUUAUUCUUAGUUUUA